Messenger RNA from Prosopis cineraria, 962 nucleotides. Its product is annotated as protein SODIUM POTASSIUM ROOT DEFECTIVE 3-like. Bases 98 to 763 code for a protein of 221 amino acids. NCBI's taxonomy places the organism in Eukaryota, Viridiplantae, Streptophyta, Magnoliopsida, Fabales, Fabaceae. Gene Ontology annotation, molecular function: metal ion binding. The transcript has 3 exons. The record is from RefSeq and is a predicted model, not a curated record.
UUUUUCUCAGUUUUGCUCUUUCUCUUCCCUCUCCAUCUUAUCCACCUACGUCAAAUAACGUAACUUGGAUAUCCUUUUCAUUCUUCAAGCUUCAACUAUGAAGGGAAUGGAUCUUUUCUGUUCUUCACAUGCCUCCACAGCAGUAAUUUCCAGUAUGGAUCACAGGUUUCAAGUUCGCCGAAGCCCCAAAUCAAACGUUCAUGACAGAAGGAAAAGCCAACCACGUGUCCCUUGUUCGUCACACUUCCCUAUUAAUCCAAAGCCUUACUACGACAUGCAGCACAAGAAGAAGACUACUUCUUCUUCAGAUAAGCUAAACGACGAUGUUCGCAGAAAAAGCUGCGAUGAAGUUAGCGACCUGUAUGAUAACCACCCUGCUGCGUAUUCCUCGUCCAGGAGAUAUUUUCUCAGGGACGACGUCCCGUUCAUUGAUUGGGUGUCACAGUCUGAUCAAAUCGCAGCUACAGCCAAGAACGAAGAUAAUUCCCCUGCUCCUUCCAAGGACCAGGUUGUUGUCUUGAGGGUGUCACUGCACUGCAAGGGCUGUGAAGGAAAAGUGAGAAAACACAUCUCAAAAAUGAAAGGAGUAACAUCGUACAGCAUAGAUUUGGAGUCAAAGAAAGUGACGAUCAUCGGAGAUGUGACACCAUUGGGGGUGCUGGCGAGCGUGUCAAAGGUGAAGAAAGCACAGUUUUGGCCGUCUUCGUCGUUAUCAUCAUCCUCUACGCCGUCGUUUCUAUGGUCAACUAUAUCAUCGAAUUAGAUAUCUUAUUUAUGUUUAUUGCUAUCUUUUGAUGUUUUUGGGGGUCUGAAUAAUUAAUUACGAGUUUGACGAGUCAUAUAAGUCUUGUGCUUGUUUCAUGUUUGUCUUGUAAUCAUGGGAAGUCGUCUCUGAUUUAGAUGCGUGGUAAUGAAGCCUUGCUAAUGGUGCAUGUUGUGAAACAGAACCUGAUUUCAGUUUA